CGUUGACUAUAAUUAAACACCGUCCAGUUUAUCUAUGUUGUGAACAAUAUUUGAACAGAUUGGUUUUAAAUUUUGAAUAAAACUGGGGAAAAAUAAAAAAAUUGUAAUAAGUUAACAAAUAAAAAAAUAACAAAUUCUGCUGACUUUAGUAAACUACAAUGGCUAGACAAAGGAAAAUCAUUCAAGAGAGUGCAAAAUCAGAAAGAGGCACUCGGAGUAGCAGUAGCAAUGGAAGUACCUCACCUAGUACCAAAACUAAACAAAAAAAAACAAUUUUUUCCUAUUGGAAGCAAAUAAUUGUAGCUAUAGUUACCGGUAUUGCUAUUUGUUUUGGAUACAUUGGCUAUCUUGAGACACGAGUCAAUACACCAUUUGAUGAUCAAAAAGUUGCAAAAAAUUCUUUAAAUGUUCCUGAACAAUUUUGGGGUUCCUAUAGGCCUGGACUUUAUCUUGGCUUUAAGACAAGAGAUCCUCACUCAAUGGUAACUGGUUUAAUGUGGUAUUUUCCAAAUAGACUGAAGCCUGGAGGAGAUGGUAUAAGACAUUGGUGUGAACAAGGAGAUAACUUGCAAACAUAUGGUUGGUUACAACAUGAUGGAAUGCAUUUUGGGGUUCAAGAAAUUGAAGAUGUACCGUUUCAACUUAAUACUUCAUUUGUAAAAAGAAGUGGAGGCUCUAAUGGAGGAGACUGGACUGCUAGGAUACAUGCUAAUGUUUUGCCACAAUACAAGGAAGUAGUUGAUAAAAAUGAGGAGAUUUCUUUAAUUUGGUAUGCUGCUCUGGACACUGAGACUGGUGGUUUUAUAGCCCCAACUAAUUCAGGCACUGAUAUUACAGGAAUAAGGGGAUCUACCACAAAUUUAGGAGAUUUCAGCAUAAAACUCUUUAGGCACCAAGGAGAAAUACAGCAUGAAUCAUUUGUGAGCGUUGUGACUCCAGGAUUGCAUUUGCUCAAGGAAACUGUGACAUCUUCCUUAAGGCUUUCCCAGGAGAGCACGGACUCCCAACGAAAAAUUAUCCUUGGUGGAGAUUUAAUACGUGGUGAAAAUAAGCAAGCCAAUUUUGUGGCCAUACAAGUAACAGCAAAAUUACCAUUUAUACUGGAUGUGGCAUUUGAGUCCCAUAGUUAUAUUGAACGAGACAAAUCUCUAAUAGGUAAGGCCUACACUAAUGCCCUUCAGUGGCAUCAAAGUAGGUUUAACCAGCGAUUUGAAGAUACAUUUGGUUUGAAAAAGAAAGGUUAUGAUGAGAGAGAAAUUAAAUUUGCAAAAGCUGCUCUAAGCAAUAUGGUUGGAAGUAUAGGCUACUUCUACGGUUCUUCCUUGGUCCAAAGCUUUUACACAAAGGAACCUGUUAAUUAUUGGAAAGCCCCACUCUUUACAAGUGUUCCUUCAAGGAGUUUCUUCCCUAGGGGAUUUCUAUGGGAUGAAGGAUUUCAUGGCCUCUUAAUUUCACAGUGGGACUUAGAUCUGGAGCUGGACAUAAUGAGUUAUUGGUUUGAUUUACUGAAUGUUGAAGGUUGGAUUCCAAGGGAACUUAUAUUGGGAGCUGAAGCAGUAGCUAAAGUUCCACAAGAAUACAUGGUUCAAUGGAACACAAAUGCAAACCCUCCAACAUUUUUUUUGACGUUACAGUCAAUUUUAGACAAAUAUGAGCAGGACCUUAGCAAUGAACGUCUAGCGCUUCUGGAAAGAUUAUUUCCAAGGCUUCAAGCCUGGUUUUUGUGGUUUAAUUCAACCCAGCGAGGCCCUCUGCCAGGUAGCUAUAGAUGGCGCGGGCGUGAUCCAUUGACAAAUAGAGAACUAAAUCCAAAAACUAUGGCAUCUGGAUUGGAUGAUUUUCCUCGAUCUUCACAUCCUACUGAUUUAGAAAGACAUAUAGAUUUAUAUUGCUGGAUGGCUAUAGCUGCAGACACUAUGGCUCGAUUGGCGAAGCUUUUAGGGCGCGAGAAUUUUGAGAAAUACCAACAGACAAGUGAUUUCUUAAAAGAUAACCGGCGCAUGGACAGUCUACAUUGGUCAAAUUUCUCAGAAAGAUAUGCCGAUUAUGGCCUGCACACCGAUGCCGUCAAAUUGGAAAGGCCAAAAUCUAUACCAAGACAACCAAAUCAAAACUUGGAAAUGGUCAGAGCUGUUUUAAAGCCGCCUGAAUAUCGAUUAGUUGAUACUACCUUUGGAUAUGUUAAUAUUUUCCCUCUUAUUCUUCAAAUAAUCGCACCCGAUUCGCCGAAACUAGAAAAAACGAUUAGAGAUAUGAGAGAUUCCGAGUUAUUGUGGACUAAAUUUGGUUUGAGAUCGCUGGGGAAGACCUCUCCCUUGUACCUUAAGAGAAAUACCGAGCAUGACCCACCAUAUUGGAGAGGUCAGAUUUGGAUCAACAUAAAUUUUUUAGCCUGCCGAGCGCUUUAUCAUUAUUCCAACACCGAAGGACCUUAUAGGGAACAGGCUAAUAAAGUAUAUCAAGAAUUGCGCAAUAAUGUGAUCAACAAUGUGAUAAGGCAAUACUACAAGACUGGCUAUUUGUGGGAGCAAUACAAUGAUAAAACGGGGGAAGGUAGUGGAUGUAGACCUUUUACUGGGUGGACUGCAUUAGUAGUAUUGCUUAUGAGUGAAAAAUAUUAAAUGUUGAGUAAACGAUUCCAAAAUAAAAACAUGUGUUUAUUCCCAUUCAGCAAAUUCCUUCUCAU
Messenger RNA from Cylas formicarius (sweet potato weevil), 2686 nucleotides. Its product is annotated as mannosyl-oligosaccharide glucosidase. Gene Ontology annotation, molecular function: Glc3Man9GlcNAc2 oligosaccharide glucosidase activity. NCBI's taxonomy places the organism in Eukaryota, Metazoa, Arthropoda, Insecta, Coleoptera, Brentidae. Gene Ontology annotation, cellular component: endoplasmic reticulum membrane. Gene Ontology annotation, biological process: protein N-linked glycosylation; oligosaccharide metabolic process. The record is from RefSeq and is a predicted model, not a curated record. The coding region runs from base 159 to 2621 and encodes 820 amino acids. The transcript is spliced from 10 exons.